GCUUACAGAGGAGCUGGUCUUAACAAGAGAGAGCCUGAGCCUGCUACUUAUAGAGAGCCUCAGAUAUUGCUUAUAAAAACUUUACUAUUACAAUAAUUAUCUAUUAUCUAUCUCACAAGCCUGUCUGUAAGGACAGAGUGUUGGAUUUGCUCACAUCUCAUUCACAAAAGUUUCCAAGCCCUGUCAGAGAACUAAUGUGGGUGUUGGAGAAGAUCCGUGUGUCCGCAGAGAGACCCAACCUGCCUCUCCCCUCAACAGAAUACAGCUUCAGGAUCGGAGACAUGUUUGGAGAGAAAGUUAACAAACACAAGAGACUUUCCCUGUGUCCUAACGUCAUCACCCCAGACACUAUACCAGAGUUCUGCAUCCCUCCUAAGAUCCCUCCCUUACAGGAGGCGAAAGGUAAAGAGCAGAGUCGCCAGGCCCCCAAGGUGUCACUGUUUGAGCGGGAGAGGGGGAUCCCUAAGAGGGAGGACCCAGCACGAGAGCUCAUCAACCCACACAUCAUUCAGGUGGAGAGUGUGGACGAGAGCCCCUAUGACUGUAAUGAUGAGGAGACCACCAACGCAGACCCUCAGAGCCAGGCAGCCCUCUCCCUGCCCCACAUGGCCAAAGCCCAGACCUGCUACGGCUUCUGUACCCUGCUGGAGAGCCCCCACACCAGGAGGAAGGAGUCCCUGUUCCACAAUGACCCUGGGUCCUGUGGCACACCGCUGCUGCUCCCCAGGAGCAGGUCCAACACCGUCCUGUCAUCCUCCCCUUCCUCCUUUAGUCUCCACACCCUGACCUCCAGACUGUCCCCCAGAGGUUAUACCCUCAACAGACAGGGCACAGUGGACAGCGACACCACCUCGUCAGCUGAGUCAUCCCCUUUCAGCUCCCCAAUGCUGAGCAGGUCCCCACCCAAGUCUUCCCUCUUCAAAACACUGAGUCAUGAAAGGCUUCUCUCCAGAAACAUCAGAAAGACCGUGGUGUCCAGAAACAACUCCCUGUCGACAGACGAGGGCAGCUCCACGGACAAUAGCCCCAAUGUCAUAAGGAGGGCGUCAGAGGGGCUGGUAGAGGGCCUUCCACCAAGCUUCGGUCUGGCUCCUCCUACCAUCUUCCCCACAGACUUGGUUCUGCACAAGGAAAGGGUGAUGAGGGAGAGCUUGAUCCCAAUAGGGAAGGAUGGCCUCCUGCGUCUCUCUGCAGAAUACUGUCCUGAUAACCAGAGGCUGCGGGUGCGGCUCAUCAGUGCUGAGGGGCUAUAUACUCGUUCGGUGGACCCCAAGAGUAUAAACUGCAGUUUCAGCCUCUCCCUGGUGCCUGGAAAGGUCCAAAAGCAGCGUAGCACAGUCAUCAGGAAGUGUCAUAACCCCAUAUUCAAUGAGGACUUUUUCUUUGAUGCCAUCUCAGAUCUCGGCCAACGCUCCCUGAGAUUUAAAGUUGUCAAUAAAAUGUCCACUAUGAAAAGAGACUAUAUUCUGGGGGAUGUUGAACUUCCACUAACAAGCAUUAUCACUUUAUAAGUUAAAUAAUUUGUUAUUAAUUAUUGACUUGAAAUGUAUUUAAUUAUAUUUUAUUUAGUGAGUAGAGAUUUUAUUAAACCAUUUAAAAAUA
Oncorhynchus kisutch (coho salmon) is the source of this 1602-nucleotide messenger RNA. RefSeq names its product C2 calcium-dependent domain-containing protein 4C-like. The transcript has 2 exons. The record is from RefSeq and is a predicted model, not a curated record. The coding region runs from base 195 to 1511 and encodes 438 amino acids. Lineage: Eukaryota; Metazoa; Chordata; Actinopteri; Salmoniformes; Salmonidae.